AUGGCCGCGCUGGUGGAGCUGGGCUUCGCGGAGAAGGCGCCGGCAUGGCGUCUGCGCAGUGCGCUCUUUCCCAGCAAGGCGGGCGGCCGGCCAGCGUGGCUGGGCGAGGCGGGGCUGCCCGGGCCCGCGGCACUAUCCUGUCCGCGCUGCGGCCGUUCGCCCGCCUUCCUGCUGCAGCUGUACGCGCCGCUGCCCGGCCGCGCCGACGCCUUCCACCGCGGCCUCUUCCUCUUCUGCUGCCGCCACCCGGCCUGCUGCGCCGGCUUGCGCGUUUUUAGGAACCAGCUACCCAGAGAAAAUGACUUUUACUCCUCUGAGCCACCUUCGGAGGAGUCUCCGCCUGAGACAGGAAAAUCUGUGUGUCUCCAGCUCAAGUCUGGUGCUCACCUGUGCCGGGUGUGCGGCUGCUUGGCCCCCAAGACCUGCUCCAGGUGCCACAGGGCACACUAUUGCAGCAAAGAGCAUCAGACCCUGGACUGGAAGUGGCACCGGCAGACGUGCGGGCUCCAGGAUGCGCGUGCUCUGGAGGACACAGUUCCAGAUCACAGCUUCCUUUUCCCAGAAUAUGAGAUUGUGAUCGAAACAGAAGACGAGGCCCCUCAUGAAGUUGUGGAAGAUGAGGAGGAUACGGACCACGUGGGGAGUGUUGGUGACUCGCUUGAGGAAGAAUUGGAAUCCAUGGCAAAGCACGAGUCCAGGGAAGAUCAAAUUUUCCAGAAAUUUAAAAUGCAAAUCGCCCUUGAACCUGAGCAGAUUAUCAGAUAUGGCCGUGGCACUGCCCCCAUCUGGAUAUCUGGUGAAAAUGUCCCUCAAGAAGAGGAUAUUCCGAAUUGUCCGUGUGGUUCCAAGAGAACUUUUGAAUUCCAGGUCAUGCCACAUCUGCUCAACCUCCUCAAGGCCGACAGUCUGGGCAGGAGCGUCGACUGGGGCGUCCUGGGCGUCUUCACCUGUGCAGAUAGCUGUGCUCUGGGCAGUGGCUACACGGAAGAGUUUGUGUGGAAGCAGGACGUGACGGACACAGCCUAG
Messenger RNA from Chrysochloris asiatica (Cape golden mole), 1026 nucleotides. It is a transcript of the gene PDCD2, whose product is annotated as programmed cell death 2. The record is from RefSeq and is a predicted model, not a curated record. The transcript has 5 exons. Bases 1 to 1026 code for a protein of 341 amino acids. Lineage: Eukaryota; Metazoa; Chordata; Mammalia; Afrosoricida; Chrysochloridae. Gene Ontology annotation, cellular component: nucleus; cytoplasm.